AUGCAACUCGGUAUCAAGAUUUUUGCAGCAGCAAUUGCUCUCACAACUUUAGUCUCAGCCCAUGAAGGUGUCGUUAUCAAUGUGGACCGUCGCGGAGGCUCUGAGCCUAUCAAUGAUAUAAGAAAACUAAAAGGUGUUUUCCAAGCUAUCCUUCACAAGUAUGAAUCUGGUAUUCGAAGCUACAAGCGUAGGACAGGAAAGGAUCACAUUUGGCAUACUCCAAAGAUGAGCAAGCGCGCUGAUGUGACUUCCAUUAACAUGAAGGACAUCAGCGACGAAACGCAGUGGAUCGGUGAAGUCUGUCUUGGUAAGCCAUCUACCUGUGUUUUGGCACACUUCGACACUGGCUCGGCAGACUUUAUUAUUGUAAAGGAUCCAUAUGAUCCAGCUAAGUCUAAUACUUCAGUCGAUACCAAGAAGACAUUCUCGCAGGGCUACGCCGAUGGCUCCAAAGCCGAAGGCGGUAUUUUCAUUGACUCUUUCAGUGUUGGUGAAAUCCACGCUAAGAACCUCUCAAUUGGUGUCUCGAAGAAAAACUUUUUGCAAAGUUUCGAAAAAAACAAGGCAAUCGCUGGUCUGAGUUUUCCGAGCAUUAAGAGUUUCGAUGAUGAGCAUCUAACGCUUAUGGAGGCAUUCAAGCAACAAAAUAAGCUAAAGAAGAACCUUUUCCAGUUCACGUUAAAAUCAGGUAAAGGCUCUUCAUUGAAUUUCGGAGAUAUUGACUCAUCCAAGUUUUGUGGUGAGCUUACUUGGGUCGAUGUUAACCCUAUUUGGGGCUUUUACAUUGUUGGUGGCCGGAUCAAUGGUCAGAAAGCCAUAACAGCAAUUGACUCCGGAACCACAUUCAUAAUGGGUUCUCGCAGGCAACUCAAGAAGUUGAUUGAAAAAACACCAGGUGUUUCUUACCUUGAGAGUGAUGGCAUGGGGUAUGGUGUCUUUGACUGUAAUAUCACCCCCAAUGUUACUAUUUCAUACGGAGGUACUGAUUUCAAGCUUAGCCGCGAACAUGUGGCGCGAGGAACUGCUGGUAAGAAAUGUCUGUUAUCGAUUGUUGGCGUGGACUCCGGCCUUCCGUUGGAAACCUGGAUUAUGGGAGAUCCAUUCUUUCAGACUACGUCUAUUGUCUUUGAUCACGACCAUAAACGCCUUGGCUUUGCCCCUCAGAAGUAA
Malassezia restricta is the source of this 1170-nucleotide messenger RNA. RefSeq names its product secreted aspartic endopeptidase. NCBI's taxonomy places the organism in Eukaryota, Fungi, Basidiomycota, Malasseziomycetes, Malasseziales, Malasseziaceae. The record is from RefSeq and is a predicted model, not a curated record. Gene Ontology annotation, biological process: proteolysis. Bases 1 to 1170 code for a protein of 389 amino acids. The transcript has a single exon. Gene Ontology annotation, molecular function: aspartic-type endopeptidase activity.